AUGGCUUCUCAUCUUACCCGGGCUUCCAAAAGAGCUGAGGGCCUCACGACAAGAUCUGGCACAAGAAACAACGUCGCGACGAUUCCAGGCAACCACAGGCAGCAGCAAUCGAAUAUUGGGAAGAAGAAGCGCCCCAGAGAUUCAGUCGAUCACGAAGAAGAUCAUUUUAUUGCGAAGAAGAAGGCUCGCAUUGCUAUUGAGAUCCAUCCACGACCAAAGGCACAGCCAAAAACCCGAUCUCUCGUCAUCAACGCGAAUUUGGUCGUCACUCCACCUCAGCAGCAGCGUGCCGCAUCACCAAAACAAGAGGAGAUAGCCACGCAGACCGAAGCCCCUUCACCACCCACGCGCAAACACACAAAUCAUCAUGAUAAGGUUGUCAAUGGAAUCAAGCACGAGCUCGAUCGUCUGCAGCCUAAUUCUGCAGAUCUCAAGGACGAAAAGCGCAAAUUACGAUCCCAGGAAGGCACGCGGUUCAAAAGCGAAUUAUCCGCGUACUUUCCAGAGUACGACGAGAUAAUUGGCAAUGAGCCCAAGGAAGAACAUAUUCUCAACCUUGAUACCCCCAUAAUCAUCCUCGACAGUGCCAAGACCUCAAAACAUCCUCCGCGAAAACAAACCACUCACGACUACCCCUUGAAAGAAUUCUCCGACUACCUCUUCACCGACCUACACGAUGCACAACGAGUAGAUUUCUCAUGGAUGGAUAAGAAUUACAAGGAGGAUGGUGGAGAAGAUCCUUUGUCCGAGGAGUAUUUUGAAUUGAUACAUCGAAAACCUGAACGACAGGAGAAGGCCAUCAGAAAUACUGACAAAGGUCGAGCCCAACAUGAAAAAGAUCAAGUGAUACGAUUGCUAGAGGGACUGCAAGGUCAUGAUUGGUUAAAGCUCAUGGGUGUCAGUGGUAUCACGGAGGGCAAGAAAAAGGAGUAUGAACCGGCACGGGAGUACUUCCUCAAGGGCUGCGAAGCAAUCAUAGAGAAGUUUCGCAUAUGGAAGGAAUUAGAGAAGCAGAAGAAGCUUGAAAGGGAAGCUGCAAUGGCAGAGGCGGAGGAGGAAGGACAAGAAGAAGAGGAAGAGGAAGAAGAGCCUGAGGAGGCUGAGGGGGAGGAGGAAGGCUACGUUAGUGAUGGCGACCCUCCUGACUAUAGCGACGUCGACGCAUCUGCAGCAAGACAAUUGCAUGAAGAGGCAGUGGCUCGAUCAGCACCCUCUGCAAGACACCCCGAGAAGAAGCCAAAAGUCGAAUUGAUACCAGAGUAUAAAACGGUCGAAAGGGAGUUCAAAUCUUUUUACAAUAAGCCACACCUCCGAGAAGCAGCUCUGGGAAGGCAUAGGAGGAGUGGAAGAAGCGCGGUGGCAUGGGGUCAUCCGGUUCCCGAGGUUGCAGAGACCGAUUUCGACUUACCCGAAGAGUAUCGAGAUGAGGAGACGUUGAAGAUUCAUGCCAGGAGAAAACGUAGAGACAGGAGGGUUAGCAAAUCUUGA
Cadophora gregata is the source of this 1488-nucleotide messenger RNA. RefSeq lists its product as uncharacterized. Lineage: Eukaryota; Fungi; Ascomycota; Leotiomycetes; Helotiales; Ploettnerulaceae. The record is from RefSeq and is a predicted model, not a curated record. Bases 1 to 1488 code for a protein of 495 amino acids. The transcript has 2 exons. Gene Ontology annotation, cellular component: SAS acetyltransferase complex. Gene Ontology annotation, molecular function: histone acetyltransferase activity.